Messenger RNA from Monoraphidium neglectum, 690 nucleotides. RefSeq lists its product as uncharacterized. The coding region runs from base 1 to 690 and encodes 229 amino acids. Lineage: Eukaryota; Viridiplantae; Chlorophyta; Chlorophyceae; Sphaeropleales; Selenastraceae. The record is from RefSeq and is a predicted model, not a curated record. The transcript has 5 exons.
AUGCAGUUAGGCAGCGGCAGCGGCGCCAGGGGCGGUGACGACCCCCGGGCGCUGCUGCGGGCCAUCAACCCGCGAGAGGCGGCUCUGCUGGAUGCGGCGGCCGGCGCGCACGUGAGGUUCAGGCUAGGGGGCGCGAGCUUCCCGCCACAGGUGCUGUACAAGAUCUUCACACACAGGCCGGUGGCAGACAUCAACGCCUUUGCGCCGCGCGACUACGCGGCGGAGGCGCCGGACCGCAGCGCCUGCCUGGACGCCGGCACUGGCGGUGCAGCAAAGCGCGCGCGGCGCCAGCCCGAUGCAGCCCGGGAACCCAUCCGCGCUGCGCAGUCUGACGCGGGCUUGGAGUUGAGCGACCGCAACGGCUGGCGGCCCGCGGCCCCCCACCUGCUGUUCGACCCAGAGCAGCGGGCCGCGCUGGGGCUGAACGGCGGCGCCGCCAGCGGCAGCGGCGGGCAGAAGGGCACCAGGCAGGACAGCGAGGACGGCAGCGCGCUGCUGACGUGGUGCCAAGCCCUGGACUUUGAGGCGUACACGGCCAGCUGGGCCGCCGCAGCGUGCAGCUUGGGGUCGGAGGCGGCGGCGGAGGGCCUGCUGGUGGAGAGGGCGCUGCUCGCGCACCUGGCGGCGGCGCAGCAGCAAGGGGAGGCCAUUUGCGGCGGCGACGCGCUAGUUGCACGCGCACAAAAGUAA